This is a messenger RNA of Labeo rohita (rohu), 3226 nucleotides long. RefSeq lists its product as uncharacterized. The record is from RefSeq and is a predicted model, not a curated record. Lineage: Eukaryota; Metazoa; Chordata; Actinopteri; Cypriniformes; Cyprinidae. Gene Ontology annotation, cellular component: membrane. Gene Ontology annotation, biological process: sodium ion transmembrane transport.
GAGGAAGGCCAGUAUCGUGACAACUAUGUAACAUAGGAAACUAUAGUUGAGGGGCUGGUCUUAAAAAUUGUGUAACUUAGCUAUAUAAGCCGCUAACAUGUGUCUGUUAUGUAUUUGGAACAGUUAAAGACAAUGCGGUAUAUGGUUGUUUAAUAAGGAUAGGCUUUUUGUAAUACAUUCGGCGUAAUUUCUUAGUGACGUUUGGUAAUGCUACACCUGCAAAAUACAACAGUCUCAGCUUAUUCGUUUAAAUGAACUGUCGCAUCCUUCUAUAAAUCCGCUAUUUUAAAUAAGUGAAUGUAUUUAUUUUAUUCGAUUAUAGCGGUCUUUUAUUGUUGAAGGAUUCUUCGCUUUUUUCAGCUGUACACGUUUGUAAUGAUGGGAGUCGGUGCUGAUAAUAAAACCGCGAACACAUCUAACGUCAGUAAGUUUACAUCGCAACAGGAUGGAGAGGAAAAAGAGGAGGUAGAGCUCGCCAAAAUGACACCCGGCAGUGCUGAAAGCAUGAGCCUGGCAAAGGCUGAUCACCAGUCAACGGAACCAAGAGAAACGUGGGGUCGGCGUCUGGAGUUCGUGCUCGCCUCCAUCGGUUAUGCUGUGGGUCUGGGAAACGUGUGGCGCUUUCCGUACCUGUGCUACAGGAGCGGAGGAGGUGCUUUUUUGAUUCCCUACUUGAUUAUGUUGUUUCUCUGUGGUAUCCCACUGCUGUUCAUGGAGUUCACUGUUGGCCAGUACACCCGUCUGGGGCCGGUCCACGCUGUGGCUAAAAUAUGUCCUCUCUUCAAAGGUGUGGGGCUUGCCACAGUGGUGAUUUCCUACGUGCUCUGCACCUACUACAAUGUGCUCAUGACCUGGGCUCUCUACUACCUGCUUCACUCGUUCAGCUCCUCCCUGCCAUGGCAGUCCUGCAACAACACGUGGAAUUCAGUUGGCAACUGUUCCACUGGUUUUCCUGGCAAUGCCACACAUCUUCAAUCAGCCAGUCAACAGUUCUUUGAUCACAAGGUGCUAGAAAUGACCACAGGGAUUGAGCAUUCUGGAGGGAUUCGUUGGGAGCUCUUUGGCCUUCUAAUCCUGGCGUGGGCCAUUGUUUAUUUCUGUAUCUUUAAAGGGGUCAAAUCCACUGGAAAGGUUGUGUACUUUACUGCCACGUUCCCUUAUUUCAUACUGUUUGCAUUGCUGAUCAAUAAUGUCCAGUUGCCUGGAGCAAAAGAUGGUAUCCUCUUCUUCCUCAUGCCAAACUGGAGUAAACUCUUGGAGGUCCAGGUGUGGGUCAAUGCUGCUGCUCAGAUCUUCAACUCUAUCGGCAUCUCUUUUGGUUCUAUGAUAUCUAUGGCCAGUUACAACAAGUUCAACAACAACAUCCUCAGGGAUACAUUUAUCGUCUCUCUGGCUAAUUCAGCUACUAGUAUCGUGGCCGGGUUUGUUAUUUUCUCUGCCAUUGGGUACAUGGCCCACAUUCACAACCUGCCUGUAGAUGACAUUGCCACAGAUGGGCCUGGUCUGGUGUUUGUGGUGUAUCCUGAAGUGUUUUCCACUAUGCCAGUCUCUCAGCUCUGGGCUCCUCUUUUUUUCAUCAUGUUACUCUGCCUUGGAUUGGACAGUCAGUUUGCCAUGGUGGAAGUGGCUGUAACAUUCAUCAUGGAUGGUUUUGGCAAGAAAGUUCUGCAAGUUUUUAAGAGGAAGGAGAUCAUUGUUCUGAUGGUGUGCAGCGUUGGCUUUCUGCUGGGGAUUCCUCACAUUACCAGGGGUGGGAUAUAUGUGUUUCAGCUGAUGGAUCACUACACAGCUGUGGUGUCUCUUAUGUUUCUGGCCUUCUUCGAGGUGCUCGCCAUCACUCUUAUAUUUGGAGUGAAACGGCUCAGUGUAAUGGUGGAGAAUAUGCUGGGAAAAAAACCAAACCUCUUCUUCCGUGUCUGCUGGCAGUUCCUGUCACCCAUGCUUGUGCUGGGUAUUCUGAUCUCAAGUAUUGUUCAGUAUACUCCAGCUCGAUACGGUAAGUCCUACACAUACCCGCUGUGGGCAGAGGUGGUGGGCUGGUUCAUCUCUCUCGUCUCCAUCAUCUGGAUUCCCCUGGGGGCUGUACAUGAGCUUUGGACCACAGAAGGGUCUCUGCUGCAGAGGUUGAAAAAGUCCCUAACCCCAACUGUAGAUCUGGAGUCUGUUUCAGAGAAACCAUCUUCUGAGUCCAUUGCGCUGUUUACUGCUGCUUAGACACCUGCGUGUGUGUUAUUAGUGUGUUUACUCACUAGAAGUGCAAAGUAGCUUUGCUUAAACUGUAACAAGUAUAAUUUUAUGUUAGUGUUUAUAAUCUGUUUAUUGUAUGUGAGAUUAAUGAUGAAAAGUACAAACAUCAAAAAGGUCCCAGACUUACUACGUGGCAUUUUUAAUGAUGAUAAAUCUGUUUUUUAUUUCCUAACUGAAUUACUUUUUUAUAUGUAUUUAUUUGAUUAUUUGACAGGUUUUUUUGUGUUAAAAAAAAGAGAUGAGAGAUUUUGUUAAUAUUUUUCUUCAAGUAAAGAAAUGUAAAAUUUGACAAUCUAAUGAGAAAGAAAGGACUGGCUUUCUCUGUUAUUUAAGCUUUAAAAUAAUUAAGCAUUAAGCUUGAGCUUUGAUGGAACAUACAGUAGAGGUCAAAAGUUUUCAUACACCUUGCUGAAAAGUAAGAGGGAUCAUACAAAAUGCAUGCUUUUUUUUUUAAUUUAAUACUGACCUGAUAAGAUAUUUCACAUAAAUUGUUUACAUAUAGUCCACAAGAGAAAAUAAUAGUUAAAUUUAUGAAAAUGACCCCGUUCAAAAGUUUACAUACGCUUGAUUCUUAAUACUGUGUUGUUACCUCAAUGAUCCACAGCUGUUUGUUUUGUUUUGUUUGUUUAGUGAUAGUGGUUCAUGAGUCUCUUGUUUGUCCUGAACAGUUAAACUGCCUGCUGUUCUUCAGAAAAAUCUUUCAGGUUCCAUAAAUUCUUUGGUUAUUUUUAGCAUUUUUGUGUAUUUGAAUCUUUUCCAACAAUGACUGUGUGAUUUUGAGAUCCAUCUUUUCACAGUGAAGACAACUGUGGGACUCAUUUGCAACUAUUACAGAAGGUUAAAAUGCUCACUGAUGCUCCAGAAGGAAAUACGACGCAUUAGGAUAUUUAAGCAAAAUAAGAAAAAUGUACACAUCUUCAUUCUGUUCAAAAGUUUUCACCCCCCGGCUCUUAAUGCAUUGUGAUGUUUUUUUUUUUUU